Molecule: messenger RNA, 1739 nt
Organism: Puntigrus tetrazona (Sumatra barb)
Lineage: Eukaryota; Metazoa; Chordata; Actinopteri; Cypriniformes; Cyprinidae
Gene: tecrl2b
Product: trans-2,3-enoyl-CoA reductase-like 2b
Exons: 12
Coding region: 301-1326 (341 amino acids)
Biological process (GO): very long-chain fatty acid biosynthetic process
Molecular function (GO): oxidoreductase activity, acting on the CH-CH group of donors
Source: RefSeq, a predicted model, not a curated record
CAUGACAGGCGUAUUUCUGCAGACGCAGGUCACAAAUGCUCCAAAUGAAGUAGAACAGGCCCUGUUUUCCGGAAAUAAAAAGUCGCGGCGAGCUUGACGGUGUUUGAAAUCUCGAAGCGUGGUAACCUGAGCAAAUUUACGUAACUAUGUCAACAAAUACUCUGGCCGCGAUACUCCACUCGAUAUCCCUGUGAGGUCAUCAUAAGCAUUCCAUCUCUUAGCUUGUGGCUCUAAGGGUCUGAUCGCAUCUGUGCUCCAACCACCAAAACCAGGGCUCACCUACAGCCCUCAGCAGGCAUCAUGGGAUGUGUGGAUUUAAGGAGUCUCUUCACCGUAGCCCAGUUCAUAAAGGCCAGAUGUGACCACGGCCUGAAAGCUGGCGAGAGCAAGAAUAAGAAUUAUGUCUUUUUUGAGGUGGAGAUCCUGGACCCCAAGAGCAAGGCGCAACUCUGCUACCUGGAUAAGGUGGAGCCCAACGCCACUAUCGCAGAGAUCAAGACUUUGUUGCACAAAAUUUACCCCAAGUUUUAUCCAUCGAGACAGGCCCUGAAGCUACAUCCAGAGGGAAAGGCCCUCAGUGACGACGAUGUGCUGGAGGAUCUACCGGUCGGCACGACCGCAACCAUGUUCUUCCAGGACCUCGGCCCACAGUUAGGCUGGACUAUGGUGUUUCUGGCAGAGUGUCUCGGGCCGCUUUUCAUUUACCUGCUGUUCUACUAUCGCCUUCCUUACAUCUACGGGCACGAGUUCGACUUCACCCGCAGUCCAUUUAAAGUUGUCAAACUGGCUAGCUGGUGCCACUCUCUUCAUUACAUCAAGAGGCUUGUGGAAACUAUUUUCAUCCAUCGUUUUUCCGACGGAACGUUACCUUUACGCACCAUCAUGCUGCUCUGUCUGUAUUACUGGGGGUUUGCAGCGUGGCAGGCGUAUUACAUCAACCACCCGCUCUACACCCCAGCAACUUAUGGGAGACUUCAAAUCUACUGCGCGCUGGCAAUGUUUUUGGUCUGUGAGUUUGGCAAUUUCUCAGUUCAUCUGAUUUUGAAUCGGAUCAGCUGUAACGGCUCCAGGCCUACAGAGAUUCCUUAUCCGACAAAUAAUCCAUUCACUUGGCUCUUUUUCUUCGUGUCCUGCCCAAACUACACAUAUGAGGUGGGAUCAUGGAUCAGCUUCACGGUCAUGACACAGUGUGUUCCAGUGGGAGUUUUUGCAUUUUUGGGCUUCAUUCAGAUGACUAUAUGGGCUCGGGCGAAGCAUAAAACCUACAUCGAGCAAUUCAAAGACUAUCCUGACUUGAGAACGGCCAUCAUUCCACUCUUCUUCUAGAUCGAUUGGAUGGAGGAUGAAGCUACAUGCACUUUGUCACUGGAUGCCUCACCAAAACGACAUAUCAUAAGCAGCAAAACAAGUCUAUUGUUUCUCUGUCAGACCUUGUGAUUUAAUCAGACACAGUUAAGAUCGUGAUGUACUCUCUGAAGUGUGAGGAGGUAAUUACUAGUAAUUACGUUAAUUAUGAAAAGAGGCAUAACUGAGGACAGGCUGAGGUUGUACUGCAAGUUUGAGGAAGAUAUACUAACAGAAACUUUUGCAAAAGGUGUAUUAUUUUGCAAAUUGAAACAUUUGCUUGACAUCAAUGAUUGGAAGACCUGACUGUGAAGGCCUUCAGACCACACGGUGUACAGUUUUAUUGAUGUUGAUUGUUCAUUUUUGUAUUGCAUUAAAACAUUUUGCAGAACACA